CGGCAUUUCGGUCCCUCCUAAUUCUGCCCGUCCUCUGGGGAAAAGUUGGGGUCGUCCGAACUGAGGCCGUGUGUGGCGGGGUGGGGGUAUCUGUGCAGAAUCACGGGCAGCAGGUGGGAGAAGAGGAGGCCGAGCCGAGGGAACGCACAGGGGCUCGGCCGUGACGACCUCGGGCCAGAGGUCCCUCCUGGUCUGGAGAGAUGAGCCCUAGGCUUUGGCUGAUUAUGGAGUGAGUGGCCGUUCAGCUUCAGAGCUGCGGAAAGGCCCGGAUGGAGAAUGAGCAGCCAGCCUUACGGCCUCGGACCCAGACCACACUGGUGGGAGGCAAAAGAAGGAAGCUCAGCCCAGAUCCUUGGAGCCCGGCCACUCUGCUGGAGAGCAUUUCCCUGGGCCAAGUCACUGGCAUUUAGGAGUUCCUGUCCUGCUGGAGGUGGUUCUUCACUCUCCUGUGGCUCCAGCUCAGGGAUUGUCCUCCCAGAACACAGCAGAUGCACUCAGGGGGAGCCCAGCAGCGAGGGCCAGGAACUGCUCCCCAUCUCCAUCUCAGGAAAAUGCUGAUUCAGGGCAGGGUCCUGCUCUUGACCAUCUGUGCAGCUGGCAUUGGUGGGACUUUUCAGUUUGGCUACAACCUCUCCAUUAUCAAUGCCCCGACCUUGGGACAGGGUCUUCUUCUUGCUUGGGCUGGUUUUGAACUCCUGAGCUCGAGGGAUCCACCUGCCUCAGUCUCCCAGAGUACUAAGAUUACAGGUGUGAGUCACCAUGCCCGGCUAUGAAUUGUAUCCUUUAUAAGAUACUGGUAAAUGUAAGUAAAAUGCCUUCCUGAGUUUUGUGAGCUAUUCUAGCAAGAAGACCCUCAAGGAGAGGGUCAUAGCACCCCCAGUUGAUGGCUGGCUGGUUGGAACUACAGGAAGGUUGUACUUGUAGUUGGCAUCUGAAGUAAGGGACGUGGGGACUCAGUCUUGCAGGACUGAGGCCCUUUGACUUGUGGAGUUGGAUGCUAUUGCCCGGUGCACUGUGUCAGAAUUGGAUUAAAUCGAACUCAGGAGGCACAGUGUCUGUUCUUGGCACCUGUCUUGGAGGGCCCUGGACCCCUGUUGGGAUCAGGCCUGUCUUGUCUAGCACCCUCUGUCCCAUCCCUAGGAAGCUGACUCGCAUUUCCGUCCUCAGCACAUUCAGGAAUUCACCAAUGAGACAUGGCGGGCACGUACUGGCCGUCCACUGCCUGACCACCUGAUUCUGCUAGUGUGGUCCCUCAUCGUGUCUCUGUACCCCUUGGGGGGCCUCUUUGGAGCAUUGCUUGCAGGACCGCUGGCCGUCACACUGGGAAGAAGUCCCUUUUGGUGAAUAACAUCUUUGUGGUGGCUGCCGCGAUCCUGUUUGGCUUCAGCCGCAAAGCAGGCUCCUUCGAGAUGGUGAUGCUGGGGAGACUGCUCACGGGAGUCAGUGCAGGUGUGAGCAUGAGCGUCCAGCCCAUGUACCUGGGGGAGAGUGCCCCCAAGGAGCUCCGAGGAGCCGUGGCCAUGACUUCAGCCAUCUUCACAGCUCUGGGUAUUGUGAUGGGGCAGGUGGUUGGACUCAGACCGUGCCCAUAUGUGUCCAAGCAAUGUGCAAAGCGGAUUUCAGGCUGUGUGAAUCCCCUUUUUCCAUCCGCUCCAGAGCAGGGGGCAGAGAGCAGGUCUUGCCAUAGGAGAGGGGAGCUCCUGGGCAGCCCUGAGGCCUGGCCCCUGCUGCUGGCCAGCUGUGUGGUGCCUGGGGCACUCCAGCUCAUCUCCCUGCCUCUGCUCCCCGAGAGCCCACGCUACCUCCUCAUUGACCGUGGAGACACCGAAGCCUGCCUAGCAGCGCUGCAGUGGCUGCGAGGCUCCAGGGACGUGACGGGGGAGCUGGAGGAGCUGGAGGAAGAGGGCACGGCCUGCCGGGACCGCUGUGCCUGGCGCCCCUGGCAGCUGUUCCAGCAUCGGGCCCUUAGGAGGCAGGUGACAAGCCUGGUAGUGUUGGGCAGUGCCAUGGAGCUCUGUGGGAAUGACAUGAUAUACGCCUAUGUCUCCACUGUGUUCCGGGAGGUGCGGGUGCCGGAGGAGAAGGUCCAGUACGCCAUUAUUGGAACCGGGAGCUGUGAGCUGUUCUCCGCAGUUGUCAGCUGUGUGGCCAUUGAGAGGCUGGGCCGGCGGGUGCUGCUGACAGGAGGGUACUGCCUGAUGGCCUGCUGGGGCAGCAUCUUCACAGUGGCCCUGUGCCUGGAGGGCUCCUUCCCUGGGAUGCCCUACCUGGCCAUGGCCUGCAUCUUUGCCUUCAUCCUCAGCUUUGGCAUUGGCCCCGCCGGGGUGACAGGGAUCUUGGCCACAGAGCUGUUUGACCAGAUGGCCCGGCCUGCUGCCUACAUGGUCUGUGGGGCAAUCAUGUGGACCAUGCUCUUCCUGGUCGGGUUGGGCUUCCCCUUUGUGGUGGAGGGCUUGUCCCACUUCUUCUUCGUCCCUUUCCUCGGUGUCUGUGUCUGUGCAUCCAUCUACACUGCUUUGUUCCUCCCCGAGACCAAAGGCAAGACCUUCCUAGAGAUCUCACAGGAAUUACACAAACUCAACUUCUCCAGGCGGGCGCACAGCCCCUCAUGGACAGGCCCAGAGGUCAUCUGUUCUACAGAGCUUUAGUUCCAAAGGGGUGGCCAGGGACCAAUACCACUUGCUAUCCGGCCUUUGCCUCCUGCGAGGGCCUCGGCCUUCACUCAGCCCUGCACUCCUGUUUCACUGGUGUUUAGUGAGCGCUUGUCACCUGCAGACAUGGUGCCAGGGGCUCAGCCGUCAUGAGGAGAGUGGAGUUCUAGUCUGGAGGCAACUGACUGGCAGGAAAACAAUAAGAAUCACAAUACAAACUUGGGAAAUGCAGUGGAAGAAAAACCCAGCUUGUGGUUGGUAUGCCUAUACUAUGUAUAGCAGGUGGCCUCACCUAGUUUGGGAGGGGAUGAUCAGAAAAACGUUUUCAGAGGAACUGAUUUUUUAAUCAACUUUACACAGAUAUAAUUUCCAUACAAACAACCAUUCUAAGUAUUCUUUUGAUGAGUUUUGACAGAUGGACAGAUCCAUAAGACGCCACCACUGUGAAGAUGGAACACUUACAUCACCCUAAAGGUCCUCUCCUGCCCCUUGCUGGAGCCUCAGGCAAUGCUUUAUGUCACUACUGCUCAGAUUUGCCUUUUGCAGACUUUGGUGUAAUUCCAGACUGUGUGUAUGCCUUGGUGUCUACCUUUGCUCCAGGUCAAGUUUUCAGAUUCAGGGACACUGCUGCACGUGUCAAUAUAUAUUCCUUUGUAUUGCUGAGCGCCCGUCCCCUCGAUGGAGAGACCAUGGUUUGUUUAUCUGUUUGCCUGUUGGUGGAUGUUUGGCCUGUUUCUGAAUCUUGGCUAUCAUGAAUAAAACUGCUAUGAACAUUUCUACACA
Molecule: messenger RNA, 3434 nt
Organism: Nycticebus coucang (slow loris)
Lineage: Eukaryota; Metazoa; Chordata; Mammalia; Primates; Lorisidae
Gene: SLC2A11
Product: solute carrier family 2 member 11
Exons: 15
Coding region: 1410-2648 (412 amino acids)
Biological process (GO): monosaccharide transmembrane transport
Cellular component (GO): membrane
Molecular function (GO): hexose transmembrane transporter activity
Source: RefSeq, a predicted model, not a curated record